AUGCUAGCAACGGUGAUGAACGGCAUAUUCCUGCAGGUGUCGUUGGAGAGCGAGGAGAUACCCACCCAUGUGCGCUCUCCCCACCCAUUUUCCCCCCCUUCCCAUUUCCCCCAUCAUCCCCGCCCAUUCCACCCCAGCAUGCUAGCAACGGUGAUGAAUGGCAUAUUCCUGCAGGCGUCGUUGGAGAGCGAGGGCGUGGCCACGCGCGUGCAGACGGCCUUCCGCAUGAGUGAGGUGGCGGAGCCCUACAUCCGCCGCCGUGCCGUGCGCCACCUUGAGAAGGGCCGCGUGGUUAUAUUUGCUGCUGGGACUGGCAACCCUUUCUUUACGACCGACACUGCUGCUGCGCUCCGAGCGGCUGAGAGUGAGCUCUUUUCGUGUCUGCACCGUAUGAGCGAGUUGGCGGAGCCCUACAUCCGCCGCCGCGCCGUGCGCCACCUGGAGAAGGGGCGCAUUGUCAUCUUUACCGCUGACACCGGCAACCCUUUCUUUACGACCGACACUGCUGCUGCACUCAGGGCCGCUGAGAUCGACGCGGAGGUGGUGCUCAAGGCCACCAACGUGGACGGAGUGUAUGACUCGGACCCGAGGUCGUUUUUGAGGCGCCUCAAAAACGACACCAACGUGGACGGAGUGUAUGACUCGGACCCGCGCAGCGCAGAAACCACCCGUCCCCACGAACGUGGACGGAUCGAUGCAGAGGUGGUGCUGAAGGCCACCAAUGUGGACGGCGUCUACGACUCCGACCCGCGCAGCAAUGAGCACGCGCGCCUGCUGCCACUGCUCUCCCACCGCGACGUCACACUGCAGCAGCUGCGCGUCAUGGACACCACUGCCAUCACGCUGUGCCAUGAGAAUGGCCUGCCAGUGGUAGUGUUCAACCUCACUGUACCGGGCAACAUUGUGCGUGCACUCAGUGGCGAGCCCGUGGGAACUCUCAUUCUACCUUGA
This is a messenger RNA of Closterium sp. Yama58-4, 951 nucleotides long. The record is from the annotation of a GenBank genome assembly. NCBI's taxonomy places the organism in Eukaryota, Viridiplantae, Streptophyta, Zygnematophyceae, Desmidiales, Closteriaceae.